AUGGCAUCUUCAAAUGUAGCGCAGAGGAUGGUGCCCCCGCUGAAUACUACUCUCCUACCUUUUUUGUACCAGACCCGGACUAUACUGGGCCAUGCCCCACGCCGGUCGUUCGCUCGAACAGACACCCAGAUCAGGCGCCUCAACGUCGCCAGCCAAAUUGCGAGUCGACGGCAUCCUUCCGCUAAUCGCGAACAAGCCGACGACCCACUUGCAGACACCGUUCCAUUUGAAAGUGAGCAAGACGCAGCUUUUCACCAGCAACGUAGAUCAACAAUCACGGAAACGGAGCGAGAAACCUUCGCAAAACUCUUCAGAAAGUACAAUGCCACAACAGCUGCCGCCGGCAGAGGACAGGGCAAUAUCAAUGGCGACUUGUCAGAUGCCACAGAGGACACGCUGGAUUCCAUCCUCGACGAGGCAAUGGUCGGUAUGAAGCAACGCGCCACCGGCCCUGGAGCCCUCAUGAAGACAGAAGCCAUCCAUCAUGAGGAAGAGGACACAAUUAUCAAGAAGGCACAGAGGAAAGAACAGUUUGAGCACAUCGAGCGGCUGAUGAAGGCGGCAAAAAGUGACGUCGAACUAUGGAAUGUUUUAGAGGUAGAGGUCCUUUCCGUCAUCCGGCGCUUGAACUUGGAUGCUCCGCGCCGUCCUCCGAGCCAGGAAGAGGAGACAGAGCAGGACGAGCACGCGGGCAACGAGGGAAAAGCAGAUCUCUCUUCUUCGUUAGAGAUCAUCGGCCCCAACUACCCGUCUCUUGUGCUCGUUGCAAUGCGACAGCUCCGUGUGGAUUUCCCGGGAUCUACCUUAGCGCUAGCCCUGCUUCCCGCCGUCAAAAGCCUGGGCAGAGGAUCCUACGCUCUGGGGGCAAGCACCGAGCUAUACAACGAACUGCUCGCCAUGACAUGGCUUACGUAUUCCGACUUUCAAGGUCUCAAUGACUUGCUGCAGGAGAUGGAAAACGGGGGAAUCGACUUCAAUGGUAACACCCUCGAUCUGUUGGAUCACAUUAAAAGGAAUGCUCUGGAUGCACGAAGGGGUCGUCUUGGAGAGGGUGCUAAUGCGGUGUUGGAGAUGGAUCGCUUCAGACGCGGCAUCAACAGGCUGCAACGUUGGAGAGAUGCAAUUAGGCUACGGAUGGAGGCCGAGGCGAUACGCCAGGCCAAGGAGAGCGAGAUAGAGAUAUGA
Molecule: messenger RNA, 1185 nt
Organism: Diplodia corticola
Lineage: Eukaryota; Fungi; Ascomycota; Dothideomycetes; Botryosphaeriales; Botryosphaeriaceae
Exons: 1
Coding region: 1-1185 (394 amino acids)
Cellular component (GO): mitochondrion
Source: RefSeq, a predicted model, not a curated record